CCGGAACGCUCAGACGCUGCGCGGGGCGUAGGUUCGCGUUUCUCUGUUGGUCUUCAGUGGAUCGGGGCGGCCGGGGGUUCCUGGGACACCUGCUCCUUCUGCCUGUCCGACGGCGCGGGGAUUCUCUGCCGCGCUCCCCGCCCCACCUCCCGGUUCGCAGAGCGAGGUGAAAGGCUGGGCUGUCCAGUCCCCGAACCUUAAAGGGGUCCCGUGUUGAGUCGCUGAACCGGCGUACGGCGAGAUGAGGGCGGACGCGGCGGCCGGGUCGCCUCUGCCUCGGCUCUGCUGCCUGGAAAAGGGUCCAAACGGCUAUGGUUUCCACCUACACGGGGAGAAAGGCAAGGUGGGUCAGUUCAUCCGGCUGGUGGAGCCCGGCUCACCGGCCGAGAAGGCAGGGCUGCUGGCCGGGGAUCGGCUCGUGGAAGUGAACGGCGAGAACGUGGAGAAGGAGACCCACCAGCAGGUGGUGAGCCGUAUUCGCGCCGCGCUCAACGCCGUGCGCCUGCUGGUGGUCGACCCCGAGACUGACGAGCAGCUGCAGAAGCUCGGCGUCCAGGUCCGGGAGGAGCUGCUGCGUGCCCAGGAAGGACCAGAGAAGGCAGAGCCGCCGGCCACCGACGGUCAGGGUGCCGGCGACGAAAAUGAGUCGCGCGAAGCCGAGAAGAGUCACCCCGAACGGGACGAGCUACGGCCUCGGCUCUGCACCAUGAAGAAAGGCGCCAACGGCUAUGGCUUCAACCUGCACAGCGACAAGUCCAAGCCAGGCCAGUUCAUCCGGGCGGUGGACCCAGGCUCCCCGGCAGAGGCUUCGGGGCUCCGGGCCCAGGACCGCAUCGUGGAGGUGAAUGGGGUCUGCGUGGAGGGCAAGCAGCACGGGGAGGUGGUGUCUGCCAUCAAGGCCGGUGGGGACGAGACCAAGCUGCUGGUGGUGGACAAGGAAACCGAUGAGUUCUUCAAGAAGUGCAAAGUGAUCCCGUCCCAGGAGCACCUGACGGGUCCACUGCCUGAGCCCUUUACCAAUGGGGAGAUACAGAAGGAGAACAGUCAGGAAGCCCUGGCCGAGGACAGCCCCAGGCCGGCCCUGGCUAGAUCCACCUCCAGUGACACCAGUGAGGAGCUGAAUUCCCAAGACAGCCCCAAGAAACAGGACUCUACUGCGGCCUCGUCUACCUCCUCCUCCGACCCUGUCUUGGACUUCAAUAUCUCCCUGGCUGCAGCCAAAGCGAGGGCCCACCAGAAGCGCAGCAGCAAACGGGCCCCACAGAUGGACUGGAGCAAGAAAAACGAACUCUUCAGCAACCUCUGAGCACCCUGUCUGGCAGCUGCCCCGGCUGGGACAGCCAGCCCAGCCCCGCCAGCCCAACCUGCCUCCCCCGCCUUCCUCCCGCUACCCCCGAAUCGACAUACCAAUCAGCAUCUCCCUUCUUGCCGAAUCUGAUUUUCCUAGAGAACUGUGGUCUUCCCUUCCCCUCGGGAAGGUGAAUGUCUUUCUGUCCCACCCCAAAAGCAGACUCUGUCCUCACUGAGUGCAUAACCCUACCAGGUGUCCCCACGCCACCAUGCCAGGGACACCACUAGGACAUGCAAGCAAAGAUCAUGGGACCAGGCAGGAGGCCAUGCUCCCUUGUGACCCUGCGUGAUGACUGGGUCCAGGCUGACCCAGGAACUCUGACAGCAGCAGCCACAGCUGGCGGGGACCG
Tupaia belangeri chinensis (Chinese tree shrew) is the source of this 1700-nucleotide messenger RNA. It is a transcript of the gene NHERF1, whose product is annotated as NHERF family PDZ scaffold protein 1. Gene Ontology annotation, biological process: protein localization to plasma membrane. Gene Ontology annotation, cellular component: apical plasma membrane. Bases 242 to 1306 code for a protein of 354 amino acids. Gene Ontology annotation, molecular function: protein-membrane adaptor activity; signaling receptor binding. The record is from RefSeq and is a predicted model, not a curated record. The transcript is spliced from 6 exons. NCBI's taxonomy places the organism in Eukaryota, Metazoa, Chordata, Mammalia, Scandentia, Tupaiidae.